Messenger RNA from Ctenocephalides felis (cat flea), 1484 nucleotides. RefSeq lists its product as uncharacterized. Bases 1 to 1401 code for a protein of 466 amino acids. The transcript is spliced from 5 exons. The record is from RefSeq and is a predicted model, not a curated record. NCBI's taxonomy places the organism in Eukaryota, Metazoa, Arthropoda, Insecta, Siphonaptera, Pulicidae.
AUGCAAAGAAUAACUUCUGAUUUUUCGGUCUCAGCUUCGGGUUUAAUGGUGCCAAGGUGGUGCCAAGAUGAUGAACAAGAGGGCUGUGGUGCUGACUCUCAAUGUCUAAGAUGUGGUCCUACAGGAUGCAUCAAAUGUCCAGUAUUGAUAGUGGAAGGAAGUCGGGCCUGCGUCGAUGAUUGUCCUUCUGGCAGAUCAGCUUCCUGGUCUGCUCUUCCAGACUAUAUGGGCAAAGUGUGUCUGAAAACAGGACCAGGUGGAUUAUCUGGUGCGGGUUUAGCUGUAGUAAUAGGCGCUUGUGCAGGAGGAGUUGUCUGCAUCAUUAUUAUAACUGCAGGUAUACUUAUUGCAAAAUACCGUAAACGUCCUCAGAAGAAAAUUAACUCCCAAAGAGCGGAAUUUUUAAAAGAGUUAGAUCGACUACGACCACAAAGCCUGUGGAAACAAUUGUUAAUGUUCCCAAUGAUUGAAGAAGUUGAAUCAGUGGGCCGAAAAGUAGCACAAUUAAUAAACUUUUUACAAUCGCCUUCUUACGACGAUAAAGCUAUUCAAACGUCUGUGACAACUUUCAAGCCGUCGAAUGGGUUUGGUUCCGCGCUUAGUUUGCAAGACUUUGUCGAGCCGUUCUCAGAUGGAAAUACUACUUUACUGCUGAGCAAUGGCAAUUACGAACGAAUGCUGAAGGAGCAGACACCAGCUUAUGGACCAGGUGGAUUAUCUGGUGCGGGUUUAGCUGUAGUAAUAGGCGCUUGUGCAGGAGGAGUUGUCUGCCUCAUUAUUAUAACUGCAGGUAUACUUAUUGCAAAAUACCGUAAACGUCCUCAGAAGAAAAUUAACUCCCAAAGAGCGGAAUUUUUAAAAGAGUUAGAUCGACUACGACCACAAAGUUAUUGCUUGCUGGCAAUUUUGAACGAUAUCCGACGGCAAAUACGAGAAGUACAUGCUAAUGGUGAUACUACUGCGGCUUUAACAUACUGGCCAGUGGUGAGAGAUUUGGCUAAAUUAUUAUAUUUAUUGAAUAGGCCUGUGGAAACAAUUGUUAAUGUUCCCAAUGAUUGGAAGAAGUUGAAUCAGUGGGCCGAAAAGUUAAUAACGCGUUAUAAACAUAUAAGUAAUGAAAGUCAACCGCAGGUAGCACAAUUAAUAAACUUUUUACAAUCGCCUUCUUACGACGAUAAAGCUAUUCAAACGUCUGUGACAACUUUCAAGCCGUCGAAUGGGUUUGGUUCCGCGCUUAGUUUGCAAGACUUUGUCGAGCCGUUCUCAGAUGGAAAUACUAUUACUGCUGAGCAAUGGCAAUUACGAACGAAUGCUGAAGGAGCAGACACCAGCUUAUGGUUGGAAGAUGAGUGUUUUCAACUUGGCUUAAGACCACAAGAUGAAAUCACCACUGAACUAUGAUAACUAUUCGCAAGAAUAAAAAAUUUCUCAUUGCUAGUUCGAAAGACAAAUACCUUUAAAAAAUUAUCCUAAGUUUGUAUAUA